UCUUGGCGAUACAAUUCAUUUUAGACACGGUGUAGAGUUUCGUUUCCGAAAGAUUACAAGAGCUUCUUGGAAGCCAUAGCCACUGGAUCAUCAAAAGCUUCAAUUAGGAUUCAAUUCCGGCCCUACACCCACGGAACUGCAAGCGUUGGUUUCUGAUCUUCAUAUUCUUCAUUGGUAGGAGGAGCCUACCGAUAUGGAGAUUUAUGCCCCAAGGAGUUGUCUGGAAAAGCAAGUUUUACUGAGUUUCAAGAUUGCAAGAAAGUUAAAGAGGGAAAACUUGAAUAGCCCUUCAUGCAAUAUUACAACCCGGAGCUUUAGGAUGGGUUCUGGCAUGUUGAUCCAUUCUUGUGAACCUUCUGUGAUGACACGUCCUCAGAGUUAUUGGAUUCAAAGAAGACAUUCAUUGCCUGUCACUUCUGAGGAAUCUUCAAUGCAAUCAAAAGAUCUUUCCCUAGAUGUAGAGGAGAUUGAAAGUGCAGAGGAACUUUUGGCUGAACCCCUUAGCAGCGAGCAGCUAAAUGCAUUGUUGGCUAAUUCAGAAAGAGAGAGGCUUGUGAAAAGGCUCAGUCAUGCUAAUCAACAGAACCGACUUCUCAAACGACAGCUGCGUGUACAGGACAAUGAUUUAGUUAACUUUAAGACCGAACUUGCUGUCUUGGACCACGAAGUUGAGGGUUUGAUCAAACUAGCAGAAGAAAUAGCACAAUCUGGUAUUCCAGAAGGUACGAGAAAGAUUAAUGGGAAAUACAUUCAAUCUCACCUUCUCACAAAACUAAAAGCUGUUCAUAAAAAGAUAGAGAAUCAAAUAAAGGAUGUGGAUUUGGUGCAAUCAAAAGAAGUUCCACUAUUCUGGUAUGGAAUGGCUGAGAGUGUGCAAGUUAUGGGAACUUUUGAUGGCUGGAGUGUUGGGGAGGACUUAUCACCUGAAUACACCGGUGCUUACUCUAAGUUCUCAACAACUUUAAGGCUUAGACCUGGAAGGUACGAAAUCAAGUUCUUAGUGGAUGGAGAGUGGCAUCUAUCACCAGAAUUUCCCACCGUUGGCGAAGGCUUGAUGGAAAAUAACCUGCUAGUUGUGGAAUAGUUCUGACGUCAAAAGACUCAUAAAUCAUAUAAUCAUGUGUACUUAAAUAAAGGUUACAACAUAUCAUGCACUUCAAUGAAGGUCUUGCUCCUUUAACCAACUUUUUUCAUGAUUAUGAAAUAAAAAACCAUGAGAUAUUAUCAAGAGUUAAA
This is a messenger RNA of Cucurbita pepo subsp. pepo (vegetable marrow), 1236 nucleotides long. RefSeq names its product PROTEIN TARGETING TO STARCH (PTST). The record is from RefSeq and is a predicted model, not a curated record. NCBI's taxonomy places the organism in Eukaryota, Viridiplantae, Streptophyta, Magnoliopsida, Cucurbitales, Cucurbitaceae.